CUCCGAGUGGCCAUAUUGGAAGGAUCAUGUGUGAGUGUGAUGUGGAGAGCAGCAAAUCUGCAAGAAGACAGAAUUCCUGCACACAGCCUCCUCCUCUGAUGAUGGCGGCCACUGACGCAAAUGAAGACAAGCGGAACCUGGAGCUCGGAGGUCAUGUGGGCUUUGACAGUCUUCCGGAUCAGCUGGUCAGCAAAUCAGUUGCUGCAGGCUUUUGCUUCAACAUCCUCUGUGUAGGCGAGACGGGGAUUGGCAAGUCAACGCUGAUGAACACCCUCUUCAAUACAACAUUUGAAAAUGAAGAAGCCGGCCAUUUUGAGAGUGUGGUCCAGCUACUUCCUCAAAUGUAUGAUCUGCAGGAAAGCAACGUCAAACUCAAGCUGACCGUUGUCCACACUGUUGGAUUUGGAGACCAGAUCAACAAAGAAAGCAGCUAUAAGCCCAUUCUGGACUACAUUGAUGCCCAGUUUGCAAGGUAUCUCGAGGAGGAGCUCAAAAUAAAGCGUUACCUCUUAAACUACCAUGACACAAGAAUCCACAUCUGCCUGUAUUUCAUCGCUCCCACUGGUCACUCCCUGAAAUCCCUGGAUCUCGUCACAAUGAAGAAACUUGACAGCAAGGUGAACAUCAUCCCUGUCAUUGCAAAGGCAGACACAGUCUCCAAGAGUGAGCUGGACAAAUUAAAGAUCAAGAUCAUGAGUGAGCUGGUCAGCAACGGAGUUCAGAUCUAUCAGUUCCCCACAGAGGAUGAAGCUGUCGCAGAGAUCAACUCCUCCAUGAAUGCGCAUCUUCCCUUUGCUGUGGUCGGAAGUGCAGACGACGUUAAAGUAGGAAAUAAGAUGGUGAAAGCACGACUGUACCCGUGGGGAUCAGUACAGGUGGAGAAUGAAAACCACUGUGAUUUUGUGAAGCUGAGAGAGAUGCUUCUGCGCGUGAACAUGGAGGAUCUCCGCGAUCAAACGCACGCUCGCCACUACGAACUUUACCGUCGCUGCAAGCUGGAGGAGAUGGGCUUCAAGGACACAGAUCCGGACAGCCAGUCGUUCAGCCUUCAGGAAACGUACGAAGCCAAGAGGAAAGAGUUCAUUGUGGAGCUCCAGCGCAAGGAGGAAGAAAUGAGGCAGUUGUUUGUCAACAAAGUGAAGGAGACGGAAGCCGAGCUGAAAGAAAAGGAAAAAGAGCUUCAUGAGAGGUUUGAGCAACUCAAGCGGCUGCACCAGGAUGAAAAGAAGAAUCUGGAGGAGAAGAGACGAGAGCUUGAAGAGGAGAUGAAUUCCUUCAAUAGAAGAAAGGUUGCAGCUGAGACACUGAUGGGACAGGCGCUGCAAGGCUGCUCACAGCAGCCAUUCAAGAAGGAUAAGGACAAGAAGAACUUCUUUAGUCUUCCAUCUGCGUGCUCCUUAACCUCAGGAAGGAAUUUGAAUUAGAAGAUUUUCUACCACAGCAAAAGAUCACAGACUAACAACCAAGUGUAUUAUUUUUACGAAAAGCGAUAUAACACUUUUAUAGAACUGCACUAACCAUGGUUGGAAGUGAGUCGGUCUGCAGUCUUCAUCAUCUACUAAAUCUUCUCCUCAAAGCUUUUAAGCAGUGCUCUGUAGCAUGGUCUUUGCAUGGCUCAUAACCUUCAUUCCUGCAAGAAUUAAAAGCUUGUCAUUGCCAAAAAUGUACAACCCUCUUUCAUCUGCCAUGUUGUGAUGCUUGCAGUUUCUGACUGAUGGCAGGUUACACUGUGAAGUAUACAGUAUAUUUUAAUGUUUGCUGUUAGAGGUUGAACAGAUAGUACAUUAUAUUAUGAUUUACAAGCACUUUAAAUCAAUCAUAGUUCAAAUGUCUUUAGUCAUUAUCUUCCCUGUGAUCUACAUACCAGUUCCCAUGUUGUCCAAAAGACCUAAUUGUGUUUUUCUCAGUUUUAAACUAUAUGACAUAGCUUUGAUAUAGAUACAUUCAGGAUUAAAGCUAUUAAUGUCAGUAAUCUGUAUUGUGGGUGUGAGUUGGCCCACUUAAAUAUUUGUAUAUCCUUGAGUAAUAAAGAGUUACUUUACUGAAA
This is a messenger RNA of Solea solea (common sole), 2047 nucleotides long. RefSeq names its product septin-8-A-like. NCBI's taxonomy places the organism in Eukaryota, Metazoa, Chordata, Actinopteri, Pleuronectiformes, Soleidae. Gene Ontology annotation, biological process: cytoskeleton-dependent cytokinesis. The transcript is spliced from 10 exons. Gene Ontology annotation, molecular function: GTP binding; molecular adaptor activity; GTPase activity. The coding region runs from base 27 to 1424 and encodes 465 amino acids. Gene Ontology annotation, cellular component: septin complex; microtubule cytoskeleton; cell division site. The record is from RefSeq and is a predicted model, not a curated record.